UCUUCCCGCGGCCCGGGGAGAGCACAUCCGGGUUGCUGGAGCAGGUGCCUCAGGCCCCGCCUCUUUCCGCUCAUUUCUUGUCCCCGCUUCCGGCCAUCUCAGGCCUUUUGGGUUUGUUCUCUGCCGGCUUGAUCUCUGCUGCCCAGGUUGUUCUGGCCUCUAGGCCCUGGUGCCUCAGCACCCCUCUACCGUACCCAGCGACUCGCUCCGCGUCUCCAGUCUGUCGGGGCUCGGAGUAACUCUGCGGUGCGUCUUCGCGGUGCCGUCCCGGUUGAGGCCUGCUGCGCGCGGUGAGUCCGUGCAGAUUUGACCCCGCGUCUCCGCAGCUCCGUUGAGGCCGCCGCCGCCGCCUCGGGAUGCCCCGGCUGGGGUCCGCGCAGUGCUGGCCGGUCGCCGCGGGCCGUUGGGGCUGCAGGCUGCUUGCGCUGCUGCUGUUGCUGGUGCCGGGGCCCGGCGGCGCCUCGGAGAUCACCUUCGAGCUGCCCGACAAUGCCAAGCAGUGUUUCUACGAGGACAUCACGCAGGGCACCAAGUGCACCCUCGAGUUCCAGGUGAUUACUGGUGGUCACUAUGAUGUAGAUUGUCGAUUAGAAGAUCCUGAUGGUAAUGUGUUAUACAAAGAGAUGAAGAAACAGUAUGAUAGUUUUACUUUCACAGCCUCCAAAAAUGGGACAUACAAAUUUUGCUUCAGCAAUGAAUUUUCUACUUUCACACAUAAAACCGUGUAUUUUGAUUUUCAAGUUGGAGAAGACCCACCUUUGUUUCCAAGUGAGAACCGAGUCAGCGCUCUUACCCAGAUGGAAUCUGCCUGUGUUUCAAUUCACGAAGCUCUGAAAUCUGUCAUUGACUAUCAGACUCAUUUCCGUUUGAGAGAAGCUCAAGGCCGAAGCCGAGCUGAGGAUCUAAAUACAAGAGUGGCCUACUGGUCAGUAGGAGAAGCCCUCAUUCUUCUGGUGGUUAGCAUAGGGCAGGUAUUUCUUCUGAAAAGCUUUUUCUCAGAUAAAAGAACCACAACAACUCGUGUUGGAUCAUAACUACAUUUUGAGAAUUGAUGCACCAUUGCCGCUGUAAUAUUGCUGUCCUCUAAUUAAUUUUAGGUACUGAAGAACUUAAUAUUGGCAACAUUUUUAGAACCUUACUCAUACUCUUGAUGGGGGGGAUGUACAGUGCUUAUCCCCAAGCUGUGGAAAGGACACCUUUUUUUAUUUGUAAAGGUAGAAAAACUUUGGGACUUAUUUUGGGCUAUUCAUAAAUAUUCAACACAAUGAUCUACUCUUUUCUCGGUUGUUUCUAUCUACUCUUCGCACACUAAACUUCGAUAUUUUGAUUCCUUUUAGCCAUUUAAAAGUACUUUUCUUGUAAGUGGUGGGUAUUUUCAAAACCUUCAAUUUAAUGUCUAAAUGUGUUAUGGAGGAAGAAAAUUACCUUUUAGUUGUUUAUAGUGAAUACAAUUUUUUUUUUU
This is a messenger RNA of Hippopotamus amphibius kiboko, 1462 nucleotides long. RefSeq names its product transmembrane p24 trafficking protein 7 (gene TMED7). Bases 357 to 1034 code for a protein of 225 amino acids. Lineage: Eukaryota; Metazoa; Chordata; Mammalia; Artiodactyla; Hippopotamidae. Gene Ontology annotation, biological process: Golgi organization; endoplasmic reticulum to Golgi vesicle-mediated transport; intracellular protein transport. The record is from RefSeq and is a predicted model, not a curated record. Gene Ontology annotation, cellular component: endoplasmic reticulum-Golgi intermediate compartment; endoplasmic reticulum; Golgi apparatus. The transcript is spliced from 3 exons.